This is a messenger RNA of Rhinolophus ferrumequinum (greater horseshoe bat), 1572 nucleotides long. It is a transcript of the gene LRIT2, whose product is annotated as leucine rich repeat, Ig-like and transmembrane domains 2. NCBI's taxonomy places the organism in Eukaryota, Metazoa, Chordata, Mammalia, Chiroptera, Rhinolophidae. Gene Ontology annotation, molecular function: protein binding. The coding region runs from base 1 to 1572 and encodes 523 amino acids. The transcript has 4 exons. The record is from RefSeq and is a predicted model, not a curated record.
AUGGCUUCCGUUUCUCACUAUUUCCUGCUAGUUCUGGUCUUUCUGGACUCACAUGCAGCUCAGCCAUCCUGUCUGCCAGGAUGUACCUGCUCAGAGGAGAGUUUUGGCCGGACUCUGCAGUGCAUGUCCAUCUCUUUGGCAAAGAUCCCAGGGAACAUUCCAGAAGAGUUCAAGCGAGUGAGAAUUGAACAUUCAUCCUUAUUUGAAUUGUCCCGGAAGUCUUUCAUCAACAUGAGCACCUUGGAAUACCUUUGGCUCAAUUUUAACAAUAUUACUGUUAUCCACCUAGGAGCCCUGGAGCACCUGUCAGAACUGAAAGAACUGAGACUGGAGGGGAACAGACUCCGUUCAGUACCGUGGACAGCGUUCCAUGCCACCCCACUCCUGAGGGUCUUGGAUCUCAAACACAACAGGAUUGACGUACUCCCUGAGCUAGCUCUUCAAUUCUUGGUCAAUCUGACCUACCUUGACCUAUCCUCCAAUAGGCUUACAGUUGUAUCCAAGACCGUCUUCUUGAACUGGCCAGCCUACCAGAAACACCAGCAACCUGGCCCUGGGGCCAAUAUUCUCACUGACAUGGUGCUGGCAUUGCACAACAACCCCUGGCUAUGUGACUGUCGCUUAAGGGGACUUGUUGAGUUUGUAAAGUUCAUCAGCCUCCCAGUCAUCCUGGUGAAUCCCUAUCUGAUGUGCCAAGGCCCUCUCUCCAAGGUGGGGCAGUUUUUUCAAGAAACUGAGCUCAGUGCUUGUGUGAAGCCCCAGAUCUCAACCCCCAGUGUCAAUGUCACCAUCCAGGUGGGACAGAAUGUAACCCUGUGCUGCCUGGCACAGGCCAGCCCCUCGCCAACCAUUGCAUGGACAUAUCCCAUGAGUCUAUGGAGGAAAUUUGAUGGGUUGCUGAGAGGCAAAAAUCUCCACCCAGUGUUGACUUCAUCUACUGCAGAAGAUGCUGCUGUGUCGGAGCUGGUCAUACCUGCUGCCCACCUAGUAGACAGGGGUAACUACACCUGUGUGGCUUCCAACUCCAUCGGCAGGAGCGCCAUCGUCAUCUCGCUCCAUGUCCAGCCUGCAUCCCAGUCUCUUUCCACCCCCUCGGGGGGCAAUGCCUACGUUGACCUGCGGGUGGUCAAACAGACAGUGCGAGGGAUCCUGCUGGAGUGGUUCGUAAUGGCCGACACCUCUGAGCAGAAGUGGUUCACCCUGUACAUUGCAUCGGAUGUAGCCCUCAGGAAGGAGGUGGUCCACAUUGGCCCCGGAAUCAACACAUACGCUGUGGAUGACCUCCUUCCGGGCACUAAAUACGAGGCAUGUCUCAGCCUGGGGGCCCAGCCCCCACGCCAGGGCCAGUGUGUGGUCUUUGUGACAGGCAGAGACCGUGGUGGGCUGGAUGAAAGGGAACAUCUGCUGCACGUCACAGUGGUCCUGUGUGCAGUGCUGCUCUCAGUGCCUGUGGGUGCCUAUGUCUGGGCAGCCCAGGCCCCCUGCCGCUGCAGGCAGUGGUGCCAGCACUGCUGUCCCUACCGCAGAAAAGCCCCCAGGUGCCCCCCGUGCAGCCCCACAGCACAGGGAUGA